GCCGUUGGCCGCCGGGCGGGCGGGCGCGCGGGCCGGGCCGGCGGGUCGGGUAGAGGGCUGGAGUUGUGUGCGGGGCUGAGUGAGGACGGGCAGGGCGCGGGCCGGGGCCGACCUUGGCGGGAAGGGGAGGUCCCGGAGCUGCCACGGUGGAGGGAUCUCUGGUUGCACGGGUGUCGGGGCCGCGGGUGGGUGCGCUGGGCUGGGUCCGGGGUCGAAAGGGGACGGUUAGAGGACUCUUGGGUGCCGGGCGGGGGAGGUGGCCCGAGAAGGGAGGUAAUUCAUGCAGGGAGGAAAAUCGAUUUCUUCUGCCUGGAAAGAACUGAGGCAGAGAAGGGUUUGAGGUACCUUUGGCGCUAAGGGAGAGAUCCAGGUGUGCGAAAUGGGCUUGUAUUGAUUGGAAGAUCGAUAAACCCGUGGGGGUUGAACACCCGGGAAGUGUUGACAGCGGUCUUUAUGUUCUUGUGGGUAUUCGUAGGUUGAGCUGGAGGGGGAGGAUUGCUGUGGGUAUAGGUAAGUAGGCCAGAGUGAGUAUUUGGGCAGUCCUGGGUGGAGUUGGGCAGAGAGAGGUAGGAAUUUAGGGGGCUGUGGGUGAGAAGGAUUAUGUCUGAAGAAGAGAGGUUCUUUUUGAUAUACUAAUGGGACUAAUGCAAGAGAGAUAUUGGAACCCCGAAGGAGACAGGGGAAAGGUUAGGCUGAAUAGCCCUGGACAAGAUAACGAUGUGGGGAUCACGCACGAAGGAGAAAUUCAGUCCCUGUGAAGUGGGGAUCUGAAAGUUCCUGGAGUGAGUUAGGGUGGAUUUAGGGUCUUUUCGCAAAGAAAAAAGUUGGGGUUGAUACUCUGAAAGGGGCUACUGGGACGGGAUGAUUUAAAGUUGGCUUGGACCUUUUUACCAAAAAGGAUAGUGUUGGGGGGGGGGAGGCACACAGGCGUCCCCAGAUGAGUUAAAGCUGUCUCAAAAAGAGUUAUGUCACUGGAACGGGUGUCUGGGCAUUCAAGGGAAAGGUGUUUGGAUACUCUAGGGGCUUUUGAGAAGGCUGGGAAAAGUCCAGGUGUGAAGGAUUGGGCUUUUGUGUGGAGAUGUGCCUUUUAAAAAGGAGGCCCCCCAUUCCCUUUGGUUUUUUGAGACAGUUUCUCUGUGUAGCCCUGGCUGUCCUGGAACUUGCUCUGUAGACUAGGCUACUAGACCUGAACUCAUAGAGAUCUGCCCUCCUCUUCCUCCCUGAGUGCUGGGAUUACAGGCGUGCUCCCCCACCGCCCACCUGAGAAGGUCUUGAUGCUCAGUUUGAACUGGUUUGGAGAGACUGAGUAUCAGGAAGUAGUUAAGGUGGGGAUGGGUUAGGCCAGAGAAAAUCUGGAGAUUGGAGCCUAAAAUAGAGUACAAAGUGUUUGCUUGUGCAAGGUCUGAGUGCUCCGGUGUAAGAGGAAGUUUGGGAACCUACAAGAAAGCAGAAUCGACAUAGGCGUGCAGCUGGGAGAAGCAGGCCCAGAGCGGGAGGGCCCCGGGUAGUGCUGGCCUACCCGGAGUGCUGGCCUGUGAUGCCCAGGGCCUUGCUGCUGCCAUGACGGAGGAGAGCGAGGAGACCGUCCUGUACAUUGAGCACCGCUAUGUCUGCUCUGAGUGCAACCAGCUCUACGGAUCCCUGGAGGAGGUGCUUGUGCACCAGAACUCCCACGUGCCGCAGCAGCACUUUGAGCUGGUGGGCGUGGCUGACCCUGGGGUCACAGUGGCCACAGAGGCAGCGUCGGGCACAGGCCUAUAUCAGACCCUCAUACAGGAGAGCCAGUACCAGUGUCUGGAGUGUGGGCAGCUGCUCCUGUCGCCCAGCCAGCUCCUGGAGCACCAGGAGCUGCACCUGAAGAUGCUGGCGCCCCAGGAGGCGGCGCCGGCCGAGCCCUCGCCCAAGGGGCCCCCGCUGAGCUCCAGCGCCAUCCACUACGAGUGUGUGGACUGCAAGGCGCUGUUCGCCAGCCAGGAGAUGUGGCUGACGCACCGCCAGACGCACCUCAGGGCCACGCCCCCCAAAGCUCCCGCCCCGGUGGUUUUGGGGUCCCCGGUUGUCUUGGGCCCUCCUGUGGGCCAGGCCCGAGUGGCUGUGGAGCAUUCCUACCGGAAAGCAGAAGAGGGUGGGGAGGGAGCAGCCGUGCCCUCCACGGCGGCCACCACCGAGGUGGUGACGGAGCUGGAGCUGCUCCUCUAUAAGUGCUCCGAGUGCUCCCAGCUCUUCCAGAUGCCGGCCGACUUCCUGGAGCACCAGGCCACCCACUUUCCGCCCCCCGCCCCCGAGCCCGGGGAGCCCGCGGCCCAGCAGGAGCCCCUGGGGCCCUCGCCUGCAGAGGCGGCCUCUCAGCCCGACCCCCUGCCGGCCUCUGACCACAGCUACGAGCUGCGCAACGGCGAGGCCGUGGCACGGGAGCGCCGGGGCCGGAAGCCGCGGAGGAACAGCGGGGAGCCGGGGGGCGCGGGCGCCCAGGACCUGCUGUGCUCGGCCUGCGACCAGCUCUUCCUGUCGCCCCGCCAGCUGCAGCAGCACCUCCGCAGCCACCGGGAGGGGGUCUUCAAGUGCCCGCUGUGCAGCCGCGUGUUCCCCAGCCCCUCCAGCCUGGACCAGCACCUGGGCGACCACAGCAGCGAGUCUCACUUCCUGUGCGUGGACUGCGGCCUGGCCUUCGGCACCGAGGCGCUCCUGCUGGCGCACCGGCGCGCGCACACCCCGAACCCUCUGCACUCGUGCCCCUGCGGGAAGACCUUCGUCAACCUCACCAAGUUCCUCUACCACCGGCGGACCCACGGCGCCGGGGGCGUCCCCCUGCCCACCGCGCCCGUCCCGCCCGAGGAGCCGGCCGGCAGCCUCCCCGAGCCGGCCCCCGCGGAGCCCGGGGCGCCGGAGGCCCCGGAGCUGCCGGCGCCCGAGGAGCCCGCUGCGGAGCCCGCGGCCCCGGGCACCUACCGCUGCCUCCUGUGCAGCCGCGAGUUCGGCAAGGCGCUGCAGCUGACGCGGCACCAGCGCUUCGUGCACCGGCUGGAGCGGCGCCACAAGUGCAGCAUCUGCGGCAAGAUGUUCAAAAAGAAGUCCCACGUGCGGAACCACCUGCGCACGCACACGGGCGAGCGGCCCUUCUCGUGCCCUGACUGCUCCAAGCCCUUCAACUCCCCGGCCAACCUGGCCCGCCACCGGCUGACGCACACCGGGGAGCGGCCCUACCGCUGCGGGGACUGCGGCAAGGCGUUCACGCAGAGCUCCACGCUGCGGCAGCACCGCCUGGUGCACGCCCAGCACUUCCCCUACCGCUGCCAGGAGUGCGGCGUGCGCUUCCACCGCCCCUACCGCCUGCUGAUGCACCGCUACCACCACACGGGCGAGUACCCCUACAAGUGCCGCGAGUGCCCGCGCUCCUUCCUGCUGCGCCGCCUGCUGGAGGUGCACCAGCUGGUGGUGCACGCCGGGCGCCAGCCGCACCGCUGCCCGGCCUGCGGGGCCGCCUUCCCGUCCUCGCUGCGGCUCUGCGAGCACCGCUGCGCGGCCGCCGCCGCCCAGGCCCCGCGGCGCUUCGAGUGCGGCACCUGUGGCAAGAAGGUGGGCUCGGCCGCGCGCCUGCAGGCCCACGAGGCCGCCCACGCCGCCGCGGGCCCCGGGGAGGUGCUGGCGAAGGAGCCCCCGGCGCCCCGCGCCUCUAGGGUCGCGCGUGCGCCCGCCGGGCCCUCCCCCGCGGCCCUGGGCGGGGCGGCCCCCGCGGCGCCUGCGCGGAGGCGGGGCCUGGAGUGCGGCGACUGCAAGAAGCUGUUCAGCACCGAGACGUCGCUGCAGGUGCACCGGCGCAUCCACACGGGCGAGCGGCCCUACCCGUGCCCGGACUGCGGCAAGGCCUUCCGCCAGAGCACCCACCUGAAGGACCACCGGCGGCUGCACACGGGCGAGCGGCCCUUCGCCUGCGAGGUGUGCGGCAAGGCGUUCGCCAUCUCCAUGCGCCUGGCGGAGCACCGGCGCAUCCACACGGGCGAGCGGCCCUACUCCUGUCCCGACUGCGGCAAGAGCUACCGCUCCUUCUCCAACCUCUGGAAGCACCGCAAGACCCACCAGCAGCAGCAGGCCGCGGUUCGGCAGCAGCUGGCGGAGGCGGAGGCCGCCGUGGGCCUGGCCGUGAUGGAGACCGCGGUGGAGGCCCUGCCCCUGGUGGAGGCCAUCGAGAUCUACCCCCUCGCCGAGGCCGAGGGCGUCCAGAUCAGCGGCUGACCGGCUCCCGUUGCGCUCUUGACCCUCGCCACCCGGCGCCGGCCCCAAACCUGUGUACAUAGUGUAUCCUCUCCCACCCCGCGAGUCCUGCGGCUAACUCUCUCUCUUCUGAGGGGCUGGCUGUGGAAAGGACCCCCCUCUCCCGGUGGUCUCCAGAUGGAACGGUCAAUAAAGACUGAGUUUGGA
Psammomys obesus (fat sand rat) is the source of this 4419-nucleotide messenger RNA. RefSeq names its product zinc finger protein 574 (gene Znf574). The coding region runs from base 1561 to 4233 and encodes 890 amino acids. The record is from RefSeq and is a predicted model, not a curated record. The transcript is spliced from 2 exons. Lineage: Eukaryota; Metazoa; Chordata; Mammalia; Rodentia; Muridae. Gene Ontology annotation, biological process: regulation of immune system process; negative regulation of transcription by RNA polymerase II; regulation of cytokine production.